Messenger RNA from Bufo bufo (common toad), 3883 nucleotides. It is a transcript of the gene DENND2A, whose product is annotated as DENN domain containing 2A. Bases 362 to 3547 code for a protein of 1061 amino acids. The record is from RefSeq and is a predicted model, not a curated record. Gene Ontology annotation, biological process: retrograde transport, endosome to Golgi. Gene Ontology annotation, cellular component: actin cytoskeleton. NCBI's taxonomy places the organism in Eukaryota, Metazoa, Chordata, Amphibia, Anura, Bufonidae. The transcript has 20 exons.
GAGCAGAAGAAUUUCCAGCAAUCACAUAGGAAAAAAAUAUCCAUUAUCAACAGGGAAAUAAAGCCUACAGGAUGUAUGGAGGAGGGGAGGCAGCUGGGAAAGCGUAGGGAUCCUGCAGACCUCUUCCAUUUAGUCUGAAGGAGAAGAAGAAGAACUCAGCGCAAGGGGAAACGCUUUUUCGUCUUCUAAGGGGAUUUGGAAGUUUAACAAAAGAGAGGAGGAGGAGGAGGGGGUAUGGAUCCAGAUGCUUAUUCCGAUCCCUGCUUUUUUCUCAAGUUACACAAGAUGAGGGAGGAAGAGAAUGGAGCUGCUCCCUGGGUUUUAAAAGAGGGGAGCGGGUGUAACGUCAAAUGCUGACACAAUGACUGUGAGACGGGCUGCUGAGGUGACCAGGAAUAAGAAUCACGCUGUGCAUCUUUUCAGCCACAGGGCAACGCCAGCAGGUAAAGAAAACUCUGGGAUUUGGAAAAAACUUGAACCUCCUCAGCUUCACUUGAGUGUAAAAAGUCAAACUGUAAAUAAAUCUGACUCUGUAACAUAUAAUCUAGACAUUCAUCUGGGAGAAAGUCCUCUGAAGGUUCUGGAGAACCAGCCAAGAAGUAAAGGCACAAAAGGUUUACAGCAGAACAUGCUCAGCAACAAAAUGACCAUCAAUGACCCAAUGAUGGAGAUUAACAUCAAAGAUCCAGGACUAAUACUUAAGAAACAGUUAUCGAAUAGCAAGUCUUCCCCGUUACCCCAAAAGAUCGCACUGAAGAAAACAUCAAGCAUCAAAGAUAAGAUUUCCGAAUGGGAAGGUAAACGUGAGACGCAGUCCCCGGUUCUGAGCAGGAAGGAGUCUGUACAGGUGAAGAGGCAGGAUUCCUUUGGUACUACUUUUGGAGAUACGAAUGUGGAUGAUGUCAAGAACCGUCAAAAAGGAAGCUUCAAAAGGAUGUUUAGCUGGGAAAUGGACAACAAAGACAUUGAACAAAAAGACUCUAUGAAACUAGAGAAAAAAUCUGAAACUAGCCUAAUUGCAGAAAGCAAGGAGCAAGUCGUGAGCGCCAAGAAAGACCAGGCAACGGUAUUGAGUCAUAUUAAAAAGUUUGAGCGUUCAUUGAAGGAUGGACCAGUGGAGGGACUGCCACAAUUGCCAGGAACCUACUAUUCACCGCAAUGUUUGUUGGAUUCUAAGGAUCAGGAAAACAAACCCGGGUCAAAAACGAAAUGGGGUUCUGAUUCUGAGAAUGCAGAACCAAUUUUUGGGACAGUGGGAGAGGGAAGGCUAUCUAGAAGGACCAGCAAUAUAGACAAUGUAUAUACAGAACCAGGGGCACCAGAGAAGACAUUACCUAUCAACCCUUUACCCAAACCAAGAAGGACUUUCCGACAUGAAGGGGAGGUGGGUCCCAUUGGAACCAGCCUUCGGAAAAGGGACUUACCUCCACUUCCCUGUAUACCUCCACCUCCUCUACCCACAUCUCCUCCACCAUCAGCUGUGAGCAGAAGACUUUGGAAUAGCAAACAUAGAAAUAACGGAGACCAUAGGAAGUCAUACGAAUUUGAAGAUCUUCUGCAGUCGUCGGAGAACGGACGAGUAGACUGGUACGCACAGACCAAGCUGGCCCUAACUCGCACUUUAUCUGAGGAGAACGUCUAUGAAGACAUCUUGGAUCCUCCAUCAAAGGAAAACCCCUAUGAAGACAUCGAGACUGACAGUCGGUGUUUAAGCAAGAAGUGUGUUCCUGCUUUCCCGGCCACUUUAGCCUCUGUUCCAGCCCAAAAUAAGGUGCACCAGAAGUCGCCCUUCUUCAGGCAAAAUUCAGACCGUCGUAGUUUCAAACUGUUGGACAUCAGGAAGCUGGGGAGAGAUGGCGUGGCCUCCCCCAGUAAACUCAGCCCUCCAUCCUCUCCGAGCAGUCCGGACGAUAAUUUUUUCAGCACAGGAGACCAGCAGAAUGGGCGGCGGAGGAGAAAAAUCCCAAGGCUGGUGAUGAGGAUUAAUUCCAUUUACGAGGCCCGACGGGGUAAGAAGAGAGUCAAGAGGCUGUCACAGGCGGCCGACAGCAACUCAGGAAGAGUAACCGAUGACAACAGUGAAUCUGAGAGCGACACUGAGGAGAAGCUGAAAGCCCACAGUGAGAGACUGGUGCAUGUGAAAUCCCGCAUGAGCCUCACUCCGCGCUAUCACACUCUGGAGCGUGACCUCAUUGAGUACCAAGAACGGCAACUGUUUGAGUAUUUUGUGGUGGUAUCCCUCCAGAAGAAGCCAACAGGGACGAUCUAUGUACCUGAGAUCACCCAGCAGUUCCCUCUUAAGCUGGAAAGAUCAUUCAAAUUCAUGAGAGAAGCCGGGGACCAGUUUAAAGCCAUUCCCCAGUUCUGCUUCCCAGACGCCAAGGACUGGUCUCCAGUUAGUCAGUUUGAGAGUGAAACUUUCUCCUUCGUGCUGACCGGCGAGGAUGGCAGUCGGCGUUUCGGCUACUGUAGGCGGCUCCUGCCUAGUGGUAAAGGGAAUCGUCUUCCUGAAGUGUACUGCAUCGUGAGUCGGCUGGGAUGCUUUAAUCUGUUCUCCAAGAUCUUGGAUGAGGUGGAGAAAAGAAGAGGCAUCUCUCCAGCUCUGGUGCAGCCAUUCAUGAGAGCCAUCAUAGACGCCCCAUUCCCAGCUCUAGGACGGAAGAUCUCCGUGAAGAAUUUCUUGCCAGGAUCAGGAACAGAGGUGAUUGAACUGUGUCGACCCCUAGACUCGAGGCUUGAACAUGUGGAUUUUGAUGCCCUCUUCUCCACGCUCAGCGUACGGCACCUCAUACAAGUCUUCGCCUCUCUGCUCUUAGAAAGAAGAGUCAUUUUCAUGGCUGACACACUCAGCACCUUGUCCAAAUGCUGCCAUGCCACGGUUGCUUUGCUCUACCCAUUUACUUGGCAGCACACCUACAUUCCUGUGCUCCCGCCAGCAAUGAUUGACAUUGUCUGCUCCCCCACCCCAUUCCUUAUUGGGCUCCUGUCCAGCUCGCUCCCUCGUCUCAAAGAGCUGCCGGUGGAAGAGGUUCUACUGGUCGACCUCGGUAAUAAUCGCUUCCUGAGACAGAUGGAAGAUGAGGACUCAAUCCUACCCCGCAAACUUCAGGCGGCUCUAGAGCAGAUCCUAGAACAGCGCAAUGAGCUAGCUGUGGACAUUGACCAGGGCUCUGCCAACGGGCAGCAAGACUCCAGCUCCCUGAAUGACAUAGUGUCGGAGGCCUUUGUUCGCUUCUUUGUGGAAAUCGUCGGCCACUACUCCUUGUUCAUGGUCCCCGGAGAGCAAGAUGAGAGAACUCUCCUCCGCGAUGCCUUCCGUAAAUCUGUCUCGUCAAAGAGCGUCCGUCGCUUCUUGGAGGUGUUCAUGGAGACUCAAAUGUUUGGCGGCUUCACCCAGGAACGAGAGAUGCGGAAACAGGGCAACAAAGGUCUCUUUGAGGUUCGAGCACAGGAAUAUCUGGAAACCCUACCAGGCGGAGAACAGAGCGGGGUCAACAAAUUUUUUAAUAGAAUAGGAAGUAAAAUGCGGUUUUUACACAAGAAAUAAAACUCGGAGGAGAAGACAACCCAUAUGGAUGUGUUUUUAACUUAUUAACCAGCUGUCUCAGUCUAUGGUAGCCGUGGAAGGGUCCCUCCUGUUACUGUUUACUGAAGGGAAGCAGGAAGUUUGAGGCGACACAGAAUUAUUUCCCUCGCCUUGAAGAGCCGCCCCCACAUGGGGACCGUUAUAAGGACAGUUGGGUGGUCUCUUGUUUAUAUUAUGCACUGGACAGAUUUUGGAUAAGCUUAUCAAUGUACCCACAUCAUCUUCAUCCUGAUCAGUCGCCAAUAUUUUUAUAUUUUUUUUUCCACAACUUUUUGCUUUUAUUUAUAUUAGUUUUUU